AUGCCGCCAAAACAAGCACAAAAACAAUCCAAACCAAAGCCCGCAAAGGGCCAGGCCAACAGCAAUGACGAUACUCCGCACUGUACCAUCCCCGAGCACGAAAUCAAGCAAAAUGCCGGCGUAUCUGCCAGUAUGGCUCUACAAGCAGGACAAAAAGCAUGGGAGCUCAGGCAAGCAGCACAUGGCGCUGCCGAUGCGGAAGCAAGAGAGAAAAUCUUAGCCAAAGCAAUCAACAAGGAAAUCGAAGCCGAGAGUUUUGGAAAAGCAGCAAAAUACACACAGUCCGGUGCUUUUCAGGGGUUGGCUGCUGGAGCAGGAUUGGGCGUACAACCAGGUGUAACCCUUGGAAAACUGACUGGUGCACUGGUUGGGGGCCUGGUGUCUACAGUAACUGGUCUACUUGGAGGUGGUAUCGGUUCAGUGUACGGGGCCAUGACUGGGCCUUUUUGGGAUCUCGGAGAGAUGGCAAGUCACGGAGUUCAAGGGGUGGUUGGCGACUUUCUUCCCGACAUCAAAGCGACAUCUUCGCAAAGGAAGGCUCUAGAGAAGAUGAUCAUGCAGACAAAGGAAACGCAAGCUCCCACUAGGGAAGAGCUGGAGCAGAUGAAGAACGAUGCGCCAGACCAGAUGCCGCAGUCUUGGUCGCAGUCAGUCAAGGAUAUGACAAGUUGGAGACCCAAAAUGCCAAGUAUGCCUAGUAUGCCAUCAGCGAAAGGUAUGGGUGGUGCGGUGGGUCUUGGAGGGCUAGGUGCAUCGAUGAACCCCUGGGGAGGACAAAAGCAAAAUCAGCAACAGCAGAGUGCACCGCAACCUCAGCAGCAGCAACAGAGCCAACAGAAGCAAAACCAGCAAGCUCCAGUUCAGAACCAGCAACCGACACAACAACGGAGCCAACAGCCUCCUCAAGUUCAAAACCAGCGACCGAACCCACCGAGCAGGCAGCCAUCAAAGCAAGGAAACCAGCAGGGCGCAUCAUCCAAUGCUACCUCCAAAGAAGAGCCUAAGCCCGCGAAGCCCCGUUCCCAAAGACCACCUACAACAAGAGGGCCAGCAAACCCUCAAUCAGCAUCGCAACCCCAGCCAUCAACUACCAACACCACCUCGCAGCCCACUCAGGAAAAGCAACAACCAAGAACCCAACAGUCCUCCAACAAACCUGCAACAAGUAUGCAAACUAAAUCUUCGCCCCCGAAAUCUCAACCAGCAGAUACAUCUCGACCCACUCAGACGAAGCGCGUCUCGUUCAACGAUGGCCAAGAAAGCAGCUCCACCACUUCCACGGCAAAGACCAGGAGAAAGCCGAGGAAAUUGAAUCAGCAGACUCCUAAUGCUGCCAACGCUAAUGGUACGGCUAAAGCGCCGGCUCCUCCUGCCGCGAAGAGGGCGCCUAGGAAGCUUGAGACGAGGAAGCCUGCUGCAUGA
Messenger RNA from Bipolaris victoriae FI3, 1422 nucleotides. RefSeq lists its product as hypothetical. The record is from RefSeq and is a predicted model, not a curated record. The coding region runs from base 1 to 1422 and encodes 473 amino acids. NCBI's taxonomy places the organism in Eukaryota, Fungi, Ascomycota, Dothideomycetes, Pleosporales, Pleosporaceae. The transcript has a single exon.